AUGUCCUGUCCACGCCACAGAAUUCAAACCGAUGGCGGUGUUAUGGAUUUCUCACCAAAUGAAACAGAUGAACGAAUCAUACGUCCUGCCUCUGCACGAAUAAACACUAUUCCAUCACUAAUUACGACACACAACGGACAAAAUCUGUUCAGCCCAAGUCUUGAUUUGCAAUCAUCCCAAGUUGUCGUGAUUUCUUAUCUCUGCCCGCACUGUUCCAGUGGACAUAUAAUCCCAAAUCUAAAUGGCAAGGAUCUACGCAGCGUAGCAUCUCCCGAAAACGGUACUAAUCAAUUACAUAAUACUAAUGGCCAAGGGGAAAUGUUAUUUUCACCUGAUAUACCAAUGCAAAAUCACUCACGUUCGACGAUAAUGUCAAAUACAAUACAAAUGCCAUUAUAUCAGAACCAACAACAACAGUCACCGCCGCCGGUAUUGUAA
This is a messenger RNA of Didymodactylos carnosus, 438 nucleotides long. Lineage: Eukaryota; Metazoa; Rotifera; Eurotatoria; Philodinida; Philodinidae. The record is from the annotation of a GenBank genome assembly.